This is a messenger RNA of Rangifer tarandus platyrhynchus (Svalbard reindeer), 1290 nucleotides long. The record is from the annotation of a GenBank genome assembly. Lineage: Eukaryota; Metazoa; Chordata; Mammalia; Artiodactyla; Cervidae.
CCGUUUCUUGGAAGGAUCAACAUGAGCGACAUGAUGGACCCCGUUCCUGUGUCACCCACAGCCUGCUCUCUGAGUAGCCUGCCCCCUCGGGAAUGCAGCGCUUGCCACCUUCAGCUUUCCCGCAAGCGCCGCCAGUCCUGUCUGCACAUCACAGGUUGCUGCUGUUCCGCCACUCGUGGCCCCCACGCAGGCCACAGGUUCUCGCAGGAGGAGACCGUGGGAGGCAAGGGUCCAGGCGCUCGGCCGCUCAGAACAGACUUCCUGAGUUCGUGCAGCAGAAGAGAAGAGAUGCUCCACUCUCUGCCCUGGAGAGCGAAGGGCAGCAUGUUCUGCCUGGGGCCCAAGCGGCAGUGCUGCUGUGGGGCGGGGGCACGCGGGUGCCCCGUGGGCUGCGGCACCAGCCCCGUGCUCGCUCACCGGCCCCUGUGGGCUGGAGGCAGCCCAGAGGCUUGUAGCAGUUUCUGCAGAGGUGGCUCGGGGGCCGUGGAAGAGAGAGCGUUACCUAUCGCCCAGACCCCUGAGUCCAGCUUCUCGGAGGUGAUUUCUGAGCUCUCCCGGCUCUUGCCGAGUGGACUUGGACAGGGCUCCCUUUGGGCGGGUGCCCCGUGGUUUCCCCUCUCCUCUCCUCGUCAGGCUGGCUGUUCGUGUGUCCUGUAUUUUCAGGGACUGACCAGCAAUGCCUGGGAAAGAGGGUGCAGUGUGGGCUCGGGGGGCCUCAUUCACCCCGGCUCUAGAAGGCGGAAGCCCGGCACAUCCCUGGGACACACGUACACUUUGAGAUGUGGCAGGGAGAGUGAGCCUCGACCUGAGGACCUCGCAGGUCCUCGCUCCUCAAGUCAGAGCCGGGUGACCUCGGGUGAGUCGCUGGGAUGCUCCGAACCCGGGUUUACGCAUGCGUGUCCUGGCCCCCGAUUCCUAUGGAUGGAAGGGGCUGACUGGGCUCUUGGUCCCAGCCCCUUCCAAGCACGCACCACGUGGCUGGUGCCCCCUAGCCGCCAAGAGGAAGGCACACUGGGCCGUGAUGCUCAAACACUGAGCACUAAAAAUUAUGCCAGGAAUUCGGUCCCUCUGGUCCUCGCAUCACGAAAAAUGUGGCCCCGGUGCCGGGUGAAUAGCUGGGCGGGAGGCCUCAGGCCGGAGCGCCGCUCCCGUCAACACCGGCGAGGCCGCAGCGCGGCGUGUUUGCCGCAUGCCUGUCCUCUGUGUCGGCGGAGCGUUUCAGGGGCGAUGAACCGGAGCCGCGGGCCCAGCCCACCGAGGCGGGAGAGGGGCCGUCCGGGCCUUUGUUAG